Molecule: messenger RNA, 2518 nt
Organism: Neohortaea acidophila
Lineage: Eukaryota; Fungi; Ascomycota; Dothideomycetes; Mycosphaerellales; Teratosphaeriaceae
Exons: 1
Coding region: 286-2250 (654 amino acids)
Source: RefSeq, a predicted model, not a curated record
CAUUCACCUCUCCUUACUGCUGGGCGUUAUCUUUCUGCCACGCCGUCUUGGAUCCCUCCCACACUCAUUGGCUGCUCCCACCUUCCGCCCAUUGCACGACUGCAACGACUUCCUCCGCCCCUCGGCCAUGCGCGCCUCCUCCUCCUAUCCCCGAUAUCGAGGAGAUUCCACACCCGUCUCCACCGCAUCGCGGUAGUUCAAGCAUGAAAACACCCUCCCCCCAAUAGCCACCUCUGAGCGACAGCGCUGGCCGGCCGCCUCGUGCGCGCCACAAUACCCUCCACCAUGUCGAGUCUCAAUACCCUGCACCCCCGAGGCCUCUUCGACCAACCUCCGCCUCCGCCGCAGAGUCGAGCAACGCGCAAUCCCACCCUGCUCUUCAGCUGGUGGUGCACCAUAUUCUCCGCCGUCAUCAUCAUCAUCCGCCUGUGCGGGCGCAAGACGCGCAGCAAUCGCCUCUUCCGCGAAGACUGGAUCAUGAUGGCCAGCCUCGUGCCGCUCUUCAUCCGCAUGGCCUUCAUCCACGUCGUCCUCCUCUGGGGAACAAACAAUGUGCAGACGGUCGGCAUACACUACACUCCCGAAGACAUUGCGCACCGUGAGAUUGGCGCGCGCCUCGUGCUCGCCGCGCGCAUCUUCUACGCCGCCUUCAUUUGGACGUGCAAGCUUACCAUCUCCGAAUUCCUCAAGCGCAUCACCAUUCGCAUCUGGCGCAAGUCAUAUGAGUGGAUGCUGCGCGGCAUCCGCGUCUUCCUCGGCAUCACCUUCUGCCUCGUUGUUAUUGAGACCCUGAGCGAGUGCCAGCCCUUCGACCACUACUGGCAAGUCAUCCCCGAUCCCGGCGCGAAGUGCCGCACAGGUUAUGCGAACCUCAUCACCAUGGGCACGUGUGAUAUGAUCACCGACAUCCUGCUCGUUGCCUUCCCAAUCCCCAUCAUUGUCCGCUCCGGCCAGACGUGGAGGAGGAAGCUGCAGUUGAGCUCGCUGUUCAGCCUGUCCAUCAUUCUCAUCGCCAUCACUGCCGCGAGAGUGCCGCUGGUCAUUGAGCACCUUGGCAGACAGCAAUACCGCACCGUCUGGGCCUCCUGUGAGAUUAUCGCGGCGACGGGUGUGGCGAAUGCUGUCAUCAUUGGCUCCUUUCUCCGCGACAAAGGCACCAAGAAGAACAAGUACCGCUCCAACAGCGUCUCGGACAGUCUGGAGCGCACUUCCACUCGCCGACCUACUCUCGCCCAGCUGCAUGACACAGGCAGUGAGGAGAACCUGUUUCGCUUCCUCGGGAUCCGCAUGCCCGACCACCUGCAAGAAGAGGCGGAAGAUGGGCCCCGAUUAGCCCCACCCGCUCUCCCAGCAACCUCUACGCCGAUGCGCACGCUCAACAGAACUCAAGAAGCACGAGAGAACAACCACAGCAGCGACUCCGACGACUCUCUGAACAAAUCUCACGCAUACCAGCCCGUUGCGGCAGCCACUCCCAUCUCUCCGUCCACACAGACUGCCAACUUCUUUGAUGUCGGCGGCUUGCUGGAAGACAAUCCCCGCUCAAACUCACGCACCCGACAUAUUCCCUCCACUCUUUCCGCCCACAACAACAACACCACAACCCAAGACUUUGCCACCCCAUCUCCAGGGCAAAGCAGACGCGGUUCCCACGCCUUCCUGCAAGACGUAGGCGGCCUCACAACGCCGAGCACAGGGAGUCGCAGCACCAACGGCUCUUCCAAUCACCACUUCUCCCGCCCCCAUCGCCCAUCAGCCCCAGCAGGCGUCCUAGGCCCUAUGCUCGAGCGCCGCGAAACGCAGCAAAGCCUGCAGGACGCCGGGGGGCUCCUGCUCUCCGACGACGACCUCAUCACGCAAGAAGCUCCCUCUUCCUCCUCAUCCAGCAAUAACAACUUCCACACCAGUGGGGGCAGGGAUAACAACCAUACCACCUCCCUCAUUCGUGCCCUCUCCGAUGGCCCACCGGCUGAUUAUCGUCCGCCUCGUCAUCAAGCCGCAAGGCCGACCAGACAGCGCCAAUCGCCCACCAUAGCGGACGUAGGCGACUUGCUGUCCGGCUCGCAUGAACCCGAUGCCAGCGCGGCGGCGUUGGAGAGGCGCUUGGCUGGUGCUGAGGGAAGGAGGACAGAGGUGCCGCGGAUACCGCCGCCUCCGCCGUCGUCGGCACAGCCGGGCUCGGGUGAGGACGGACAGGCGGGAUGGGAGGGGUUGAGUCUUGGUGAUGCAGGCGGCUUGUUGGGUAGGUGAGGAGGACUACUGUACAGGUGUAAUGGUGAUUAAGGGAAUGAUGAUAUUGAGCGUGGUGCUUGGGCGUUUUGUUCUACUUUGUGGGUGUACAUGGCACCAAAGGGAUGGACACUUUUGCCCCUUGCGGAGACGGAAUUUGCAUUCCCCAGUGGGGAGUGGAAAGCGGAUUGGGUUUCGUUUUUGGAGGUUGAUACCCUGGGACCCGGCACGCUGUCUGUCGGUGUUUCCCGUUUCGUUUCGCGGAUUAUCAAAAUGGAAUGGAGGAUGU